This is a messenger RNA of Acanthopagrus latus (yellowfin seabream), 1986 nucleotides long. It is a transcript of the gene msx1a, whose product is annotated as muscle segment homeobox 1a. Gene Ontology annotation, molecular function: DNA-binding transcription factor activity, RNA polymerase II-specific; RNA polymerase II transcription regulatory region sequence-specific DNA binding. The transcript is spliced from 3 exons. Bases 288 to 1139 code for a protein of 283 amino acids. The record is from RefSeq and is a predicted model, not a curated record. Gene Ontology annotation, biological process: regulation of transcription by RNA polymerase II; embryonic morphogenesis. Lineage: Eukaryota; Metazoa; Chordata; Actinopteri; Spariformes; Sparidae. Gene Ontology annotation, cellular component: nucleus.
GACGUGGGAGCCCCGGAGACUCCGGUGACUUCAAAGCCUUCGGAGCCCCUCUGCCACUCGCUCCAGUCUCGCAGGGACCAGCCCAUCUCGCCUCUGAUUGGCCGCCCCUCUCUCCACGCCUGCCUUAUUAUACCCCUGCACUCCAAUUUGGUCACAUAAACAUGAGGAUACCGUCACCUUAGGGCGCUCCGCAGAAACUUUGUGUAACUCCUUUUUUUUUUUUUUUUUGGUUGCUCCAUACCCACGAGACUCGACUCGUCACCUCACCCCGUGCCAGUCGGACCUGUAUGGCCCCAUCGACCGCCAUGUCAACUCUGACCGCUGGUUUGAAAAGCGAAGACCUUCCUCCCCGCUCGGUUCUCGUCAGCAGAGGCGACAUGCAGACCAGCCUGAGCCCCGCAGAGGAGACCGGCAAGCCCAAAGUCGCGAUUUUACCCUUCAGCGUCGAGGCGCUGAUGGCUGACAGGAAACCCAGCAGAGAGGUGGCGUCCCCGGAUGCCACGUCUGUCCCCGGGACGUCCCAAGCGAUGGCGAAGGGCGCAAGGAUGGGUGCUUUCGGUAGCCUGGAUACUUCAGUUCCUGGUUUAGCCAUGGGCUCUUCGUUUUCUGUGGGCGACAUCAUGAACAUGCCGGAGGACGUGUUGAUUAAACCCGAGAGCCCGGACAGUAAAGAGAGGACCUCGUGGAUACAGAGUCCUCGUUUCUCUCCAACUCCUCCGCGAAGACUGAGUCCUCCUGCCUGUCCACUGCGAAAACACAAGACGAACAGAAAGCCCCGGACCCCCUUCACCACGUCCCAGCUGCUGGCCCUGGAGAGGAAGUUCCGCCAGAAGCAGUACCUUUCCAUCGCCGAGCGCGCAGAGUUCUCCAGUUCCCUGAACCUGACGGAGACCCAGGUCAAGAUCUGGUUUCAGAACAGGAGAGCCAAAGCCAAGCGGCUGCAGGAGGCAGAACUUGAAAAACUGAAAAUGGCAGCGAAGCCGAUGCUGCCUCCAGCCUUCGGGAUUUCCUUUCCCCUCGGUGCGCACGUCCCCGGGUCCUACGCAGGGUCGCACCCGUUCCAGAGGCACUCGCUGCCCGUUUCCCCCGUGGGACUGUACGCCGCUCACGUCGGAUACAGUAUGUACCACCUGGCUUGACAGGGACGCAGGACGAGGGGCACGCGCAGUGGGACACAAGGGGGGUUAAGACUACUUCUCCGAGGGCCCCGAUCGAGAGGAGGGGGAACCUGUACCGAAUAAAGAGGCAUCCUGACGGUGAGCUCAGUGUCACAUCUUGUCAGGAGGGGUGCGAGACCUCCGCGCAGACCCCCUUCUGAGGACCUUGAAGUUUGUCCACUUCUCUUGACCUCGCCAGUAAGUUCACACACUGCAAAGACAAUCCAACUUCAUUCGUCAUUUAAUCUUGAGUCUGACAUCUGUUGUGAUUCUAGAAAUCUUAAAUCAGAAAGCUAAUCCGAGUGAGACUAAAUGACUUUGAGAUGGACAUGUUUGCGGUGCAGAGGCGGGGAGCCCUGUGGUAAAUCACGACCGGACAGUCGAGCGUGGACACUGUGCUGUGCCACGGUGUGUCAGAGAUAGCCCGCUGCUUCCUGCGCCUCCAUGGCUGCUCACAGCCACGUUAAACGGCUAAUAAAGCGGCCGCAGCGAGUAAGUCAGAGACUAUAAUGCGCAGCCUGACAUUCGGCACCAGCAAGGUAAAGGUCGGGCUUCUUCCAUCGCAUCUGUGGGCUGCAGAGAUCCAUAAUUUCUUCAUCCCUUGCAUUCAUAUCAGUGCGUACCUGUGGGUGGGUUACUGAAUCCAGUGUCAGUAAAUGCUCUUUGUGAAUUUUGGAGAACCACAGCAUUUGUUUUAAUUUUUUUUUUCUUAACAGCACUGUCUGUUGGAAUGAUUCCCUUCGGAAGGGAUAUGUGUACUGUAAAAUAAUGUAUAUUUGAAGAAUAUCCUCAUUUAUAUUAUGAAUAUAUUUGUGACAUAACUUAACAA